This is a messenger RNA of Pelodiscus sinensis (Chinese soft-shelled turtle), 1282 nucleotides long. The record is from RefSeq and is a predicted model, not a curated record. Lineage: Eukaryota; Metazoa; Chordata; Testudines; Trionychidae.
AGCUUCCCACCGUCAUUUAACUUAAUCAGCAACUUUUUCCGAGUCCCUUUUCUCUCAAUAGAACAGUGGGGUCUUGCCCCCUCCCAGUGGCGUUCUUGCAGGAGUGUCGCGGGUCCUCUUCUCCUCUUCCCUUUAUGCCAAUGGGUGGCGCAACUGAGCUUCUCCCUAAACUUGGACAUCAGGAAGCGCAGGAGGAAGCAGCCGCCGUUGUCGCCUUGAAACAAACAGCACAAUGCUUCGGCUGGGGAGAGCCGCAGCUGGGUGCAGGGCGCUCGCCGCGCCGCACCCCCGAUGGGUCAGCGGUCACAGCAAGAGAUCCUCGGGCGGGGAGAAGGAGGUCCUGGUCAAUGUUCACGGAGGAGAAAGCAGCGGAAUUGCUGAAAUCCUGAUGAACAGAGCCCAUGCUAGAAAUUCACUGGGAAAAAUACUUGUUAAUGAACUAUUCAGAGCUCUAGAAAGUGUCCGUUGUGAUGAAAGGAUCCGUGUGGUAGUGUUGAAAAGUGAAGUAAAAGGCGUGUUUUGUGCAGGUGCUGACUUAAAGGAGCGUGCACAAAUGAAUGAUGUGGAAGUUGGACACUUUGUUCACAGGCUGAGAAGUUUAACGGAUGAAAUUGCUGCACUGCCUAUGCCCACAAUAGCUGCAAUAGAAGGCUAUGCAUUGGGUGGGGGAUUGGAGUUGGCUUUAGCAUGCGAUCUUCGAAUAGCAGCUUCAUCAGCUGUAAUGGGCCUGAUUGAGACCACCAGAGGACUUCUUCCUGGUGCAGGUGGAACCCAACGCCUGCCCCGCUGUAUUGGAAUAGGUCUUGCUAAGGAACUCAUUUUCACUGGCAGACAGAUUGAUGGACAAGAAGCACUCUCAAUAGGAUUAGUAAACCACACAGUGCUACAGAACGAUGGAGGAGAUGCAGCUUACCAGAAAGCAUUAAUCUUAGCUAAAGAAAUUCUUCCUCGGGCUCCCAUUGCUGUGAAAAUGAGUAAACUGGCAAUAAACAGAGGGAUAGAGGUGGAUAUUGCAUCAGGGAUGGCUAUUGAGGGAAUGUGUUACACACAGGUAUGUUAUCUUAAAUUCUUAAAUCACAGCCAUACAUUUCUUAAAUACUGUAACAGCCUCACAGUAUAUGUAUGGCUAAUACUCACACAAGCAUUUGAAAAUUCACUGAAGUUUCUUAGGGCUCGUCUAUAUUGUAGACAAGACACAAGAAGUCAUUUUUCUGCUCUACUCUGCACUGAUUAGGCCACAAUUGGAGUAUUGUGUCCAGUUCUGGGCACCACAUUUCAAGGA